This is a messenger RNA of Dovyalis caffra, 579 nucleotides long. The record is from the annotation of a GenBank genome assembly. NCBI's taxonomy places the organism in Eukaryota, Viridiplantae, Streptophyta, Magnoliopsida, Malpighiales, Salicaceae.
AUGUUUGCCAUGAUUAUUCACAUGCCAAUGGCUAAGAUGGUUUUGGUCUAUUCUCUUGUUGUUCUUGGCCUAGCAUUAACAUGCAAUGCAGCAACUUACAUGGUGGGUGAUAGUUCCGGCUGGGACGUAAGUACUGACCUUGAUACAUGGGCACAGGACAAGAAAUUUGUCGUAGGGGAUCUUCUAAUAUUUCAAUACUCAUCAUCCCAAAGCGUUGAUGAGGUGAAGAAAGAAGAUUUCGACAGCUGCAACACGACUAAUGUUAUAAGAACAUUUACAAAUGGGAAUACAACUGUGCCAUUGACAGAACCUGGGACAAGGUACUUUGUUUGUGGUAACAAGUUAUACUGUCUGGGAGGAAUGAAGCUUCAGGUAAACGUAGAAGGCAAUAAAGCAAAUUCACCUAUCGGUUCACCACGAGCACAGCCAGGGGGUACUCUCUCACAACCUUCUUCUAAAAGCAACAAUCCUGCUUCUGUUAUUCCAACCUCAGCAGGGUUUGCCUAUGGUGGAAGGGAUUCUAUUGUGAUGGCUUUUAUUGGUUCUGUGGCUACCAUGUUAUGGGUGGUGCAAGUUUGA